AUGGAUACAGUGAUUUGUAAACUAGAACAACGUUUUGCUAAACACGCUGAAAUAUGUUCAGAUUUUACAUGCUUAGAUCCUCGUCAAUUUUCAAAACCAUUGCCCACAACUGCUCUUUUCAAACUUAGUAAAGUUCUUGGAUUAGAAAAUACUUCUAUUUUAAGGGAAGAAUUUCUAGAUUUUACCAAAAAAUGGGAUAAGCUUAAAUUAAAUUUACCUGAAGUAUAA
Macrosiphum euphorbiae (potato aphid) is the source of this 228-nucleotide messenger RNA. The record is from the annotation of a GenBank genome assembly. Lineage: Eukaryota; Metazoa; Arthropoda; Insecta; Hemiptera; Aphididae.